Molecule: messenger RNA, 931 nt
Organism: Solanum lycopersicum (tomato)
Lineage: Eukaryota; Viridiplantae; Streptophyta; Magnoliopsida; Solanales; Solanaceae
Source: RefSeq, a predicted model, not a curated record
ACUCCAUUCAUAUUUUCUCUUAUCUAAAACAAACAAAAAAGAAAGUGAAAAACUUGACUCAAUUCAAUCAACAAUGGCAGUUCCAAUUUCAUUAUCCCUCUCAAAACUUCAUUCUCUUCCAAAUCCAAAACAAACCCAGUUCUCUUUUACACAUAAAGAUCCAAACUUUAUCUUCUUUACAAGAAAAAAGACUCAUUUUCCAGCACCCAUUAUCAGUAAUUUGAAAAAUGUUGCUGCAAUUUUGGGUUUUUCUGGACUUGCUUUUACAACACUAAUGGUGGGCUCAGCUUCUGGUUCUGAGUUAGGUUUAAUGGGUUCUUCUUCUUUUCAAUUCAAUGAACCUUCUAAUGCUCUGUCAUUGCACACUUGGGCUAGUCAUGUUUCCACUAUUGUUGAAUGGGUAACUGCUAUGGCUCUGGUUUGGCAAUAUGGAGAAAAGUCGGGUUAUGAAUCUUGGAAGGGACUCUCCUGGGGUAUGGUGCCCCUGCUUGGAGGAGCACUCUGUGCCUGCACUUGGCAUUUCUUUUAUAACUCGGAGUCUCUUGAGGUAGUAGUGGCUCUACAAGCAGCUUUGACAGUAAUUGGUAAUGCCACAAUGUGCUUUGCAGCAUUCCGGAUAUACAGAUCAACACAGAACCAGUCAAAAGAACUGUGAUCAUCGUCUUUGAGUCAUUUCACCCUACUAGAUUCUCCGUCUAACUCGUACAUAACGUAACGAUCGUUGCUCCAUGCUAAGAAAUGGAAGAGUUUUUAUAGCCAGUGUAGACCGGAGCUCUAAGCUAGGUCAAGAAAGCGGAUUCAGAAUUUUGAAUUUGUAUUGUUUAACUUUUAAGGUUCUUAGACUAAAACUCACUGUACAUUUUUGAAUUCGUGUACUCGAGAUUCAAAAUUUAUAAAUAUUGAUGGUUAAACCAAAUUCUCGAUUAUUUCA